Caenorhabditis elegans is the source of this 1438-nucleotide messenger RNA. RefSeq names its product Nematode cuticle collagen N-terminal domain-containing protein (gene col-102). Bases 1 to 1383 code for a protein of 460 amino acids. NCBI's taxonomy places the organism in Eukaryota, Metazoa, Nematoda, Chromadorea, Rhabditida, Rhabditidae. Gene Ontology annotation, molecular function: structural constituent of cuticle. The record is from RefSeq and is marked reviewed. The transcript is spliced from 2 exons.
AUGACACAAGCUGUUCUGGGAGUGGUCAACACUGUGACAGCCGUUUCGGUAAUCACAGCAAUUCUUUUAUCUGUUGCAAUUCUAGUUGAUAUCAACAACUUCUCCGAUGAGGUCUCUCAAGAUCUUACACAAUUCCGUGGAUACUAUGAUGAUGCGUGGAGAACCAUGAUGGUCAAUGAAGGAAUGAAGGGUUUGACUGCUCGUAUUUCCAGACAGGCUGGAUAUGCUACUGGCGGAUCACAACAGUGCAACUGCGGAUCUCAAGCUGCUGGAUGCCCAGCUGGACCACCAGGAGCCGCCGGAGAAGACGGAACUCCAGGAGAGCCAGGAACUGACGGAGAGGAUGGAGGAAACGGUAUGCCUGGAGUCGCCCAGAUGGCUAUGGAUGCUAAUGGAGGAGCUUGCAUCAAGUGCCCAGCCGGAGAGCCAGGACCACCAGGACCAGAAGGACCAGCGGGACCAGCAGGACCAGCAGGAAACGCUGGAGCUGAUGGAGAGGCCGGAGCUGAAGGACCAGCUGGAGAGGCUGGACCUCCAGGACCCCCAGGACCAGACGGAAAGCCUGGAGCUGCUGGAUCUGACGGAGAAGCCGGAGCCCCUGGAACAAAGACCACAAAUGCACCAGGAGAACCAGGACCAGCCGGACCACCAGGACCACCUGGACCAAACGGAGAGGCAGGAGCUGGAAGCGGACCAGGGCCAGAAGGACCAGCUGGACCACCAGGACCAAACGGAAAGGAUGGAGAGGCUGGAGCUCCAGGAAAAGAUGGAGAUGCUGGAGCUGAUGGUGCCCCAGGAACUGACGCUGCAUAUUGUCCAUGUCCACCAAGAUCCGCUGCUCUUGGAGCCGGUGGUGGCGCUGAGCCAGCCGGAGCCGCCCCAGAAGCUGCUGCCGCUGCCCCAGAAGCCGCACCAGAAGCCGCACCAGCCGCUGAAGGAGCCGGAGGAGGAGCUGAGCCAGCAGGAGCCGCCGCGCCCGAUGCUGCUGCUGCUGCCCCAGAAGCCGCCCCAGCUGAAGCAGCACCAGCCGCUGAAGGAGCCGGAGGAGGAGCUGAGCCAGCAGGAGCCGCGCCCGAUGCUGCUGCUGCUGCCCCAGAAGCCGCCCCAGCUGAAGCAGCACCAGCCGCCGAAGGAGCCGGAGGAGGAGCCGAGCCAGCUGGAGCCGCUGCUCCAGAUGCCGCCGCCGCCGCACCAGAAGCUGCUGCCGCCCCAGAAGCCGCACCAGCUGCCGAAGGAGCCGGAGGAGGAGCAGAGCCAGCCGGAGCUGCCCCAGAAGCCGCCGCCGCAGCCCCAGAAGGAGCCGGAGGAGGUGAAGCCCCACCAACCAACGGAAAGGGAGGAGAAGCUUCCCCAGCCUACCCAACCGGACAGAGCAGCUACUAAAUUUUAUCUAUGCAUAAUUUAUUUAUUGACUUCUUAUAAAGUUUCACGAAACUUA